Messenger RNA from Penicillium alfredii, 1440 nucleotides. Its product is annotated as alpha/beta fold hydrolase. The record is from RefSeq and is a predicted model, not a curated record. The coding region runs from base 1 to 1440 and encodes 479 amino acids. Gene Ontology annotation, molecular function: hydrolase activity. The transcript is spliced from 3 exons. Lineage: Eukaryota; Fungi; Ascomycota; Eurotiomycetes; Eurotiales; Aspergillaceae.
AUGGCAAGUUUCCUAGCCCGUACCUUCACCGCGACGCUCGCCUUUGCCUAUGGGCUCUUCAACUUGAUUCUCUAUGGAUGCAUAGCAUGCAAGAGGGGCACUUUUUUCAAACGCUCAACGGAGAAAGAGAAGUUGGAACUGCAGCUUGCCCAGGAUCGUCUCUGGAACCUUUCCAAGGACUUUUCUGGCCUCUCCCACCACAUCCUGACUCUGCGCAGUGGCUUCAAGUUUCACUUUGUCAGCAACCAUGCUCCUGGCUCACCAGAAGUCCAGAAGUCCAGCAAGCCCCUGGUCAUCUUCAUCCAUGGCUUCCCUGAUAGCUGGGCCAUGUGGCGCCAUCUGAUCAGCUCCUCUGCUUUGCAAGAUGCUGCAGCUCUGGUUGCCGUGGAUCUUCCUGGCUUCGGGGCUUCUGACAGCUUGGAUAAAUAUUCGGCAACCAACGUGCUGGAGCAGCUGACCGAGUUCAUUGUGACCAUCCGCGCUCAGUAUGGCGUGGACGAUGGAAACGAGAGCAAUAAGAAGCGGACUAUCGUUGCUGCCCAUGACUGGGGUUGUGUCCUGGCCAUGCGGCUGGCAGCCGAAGCCCCGUCGCUGGCCGAUCGAUUCAUGCUGAGCAACGGACCCUUGGUACACAUGGUCAUGUCUAACAUCCAACGACUGGUAUCGUCUGCGCGGAAGAUGUUCAACACGGCGCUGCGAUCCCCACUUCAGUCACGCACUCCGUUGCUUCAAGCCUUCCGAACCCUCGGCCCCCUGUUCCGCCAGAUCAGUCUGUCUGGAUACAUCUUUGCCAUGCAGCUGCCCCCACCGUUUGUGGAGUACUUCCUGACAGGAGGAAACUACUCGUUCAUUAAGGAAAUCCACAAAGGCUCCUACGGCCAGGCCGAGUUCACUCCCCGCGAUGCAGCCGAAUGCAUGGCAACCUCAAUGGGCCCCUCAGCCGCCGAGCUCGAGACCCAGACGGUGGACGGCGAGACCUACCCGACCGUUCUGCAGGCCCAGCACCCCUUCGCGCGCGCCCUGCACAUGGCGAGCUACUACCGCGACGACACGAGCGUUGCGCGCUGGCGGAAAUCCGUCGAGACUGUCGCCAGCCUGCACGGGCUUGCGGGCGGCGAUGAGCUGCGUCGCUCGAGCAGCGGGGCCGGCAUGUUUGACGAAGGCGCUCCGGGUGUGCUCAAGGCCAGCGCGACUGUGUUCUGGGGUCAGAAGGACAUUGCGCUGAACCGUCAAAUCUGUCUUGAUGGCAUGGCCGAUUACCUGGUUCCAAAUAGCCAGGUGGUGCUGCUUCCUCGGUCGGGUCAUUGGACUCCGGUCGAGGAGGCGAGCCGCGCCGCGUGGGAGAAGGCUAUUCAGUGGGCUAUUGGUGGUGAGCAGGGCGACAUUGAAGCGGCUGUCCGGGUGGCGUAUCCGGAUGCGAAGGUGACAGUGCGCAAGUGA